GUAAGUCGUGCCAUUCCGUUUGUUCACUCACGUUGUCCGUCCAGCCCACGCUGCAGCAGCCCACUUACAUCAAACGGAGGUGUUACUAGGUACCUACCUAUGUACCUCUAACAUUUCUUGCCUUAUUGAAACUCAACUUUUUUUCUUUCUUUUCCCUUCUACUACUUCUUCAUCAAUUCACCUUGUUACACCAAGUCCUACCUUAUACCCUUUGAAAAUAGUAAGUUUACAAGCUUCAUUCUCUCAGCCUGUUGUGAAUUUGUUCACGCGCCAAUGCCAAUGCAAAUGCCAAUAUCCCAAUUUCUUCUAUUGAUGACAUCUUGAGCUACCCCGCCAUCCCGCCAUCCCACCAUCCUCCUCCUCCCCCCUCCACUUCUAACGACCCCUACAUUUUUCUUCUAUCAAUACCUACUCAACUCUUGAGGCAUAUAUCUACUUUUUCGGAUUGAGUCGCUCAUCAAGGUUCCUACUGAGCGAAUUUCCUGUCAACGUAUUUCUUUUUAUUAAUUACUUAGACCCUCGCUGUUUUCCCUAGUUCCCAACCUAUAUUCGCUAUAUUCGGACAUCAAGAUGGCCAUCAAGAAGAUCCAUGCCCGCUCGGUCUACGACUCUCGAGGCAACCCUACCGUAGAGGUAGAUGUUGUCACCGAGACUGGUCUUCACCGCGCUAUCGUUCCUUCUGGAGCUUCCACCGGUCAGCACGAAGCCUGCGAGCUCCGUGAUGGUGACAAGAGCAAGUGGGGUGGCAAGGGUGUUACCAAAGCCGUCGAGAACGUCAACAGCAUUAUCGCCCCCGCUGUCAUCAAGGAGGGUCUUGAUGUGAAGGACCAGAGCUCGGUUGACAAGUUCCUAAACAGCCUCGACGGAACACCGAACAAGACGAAGCUUGGUGCCAACGCUAUCUUGGGUGUCAGUCUUGCCAUUGCUAAGGCUGGUGCUGCUGAGAAGAACGUGCCUCUGUACGCUCACGUCUCGGAUCUUGCUGGCACUAAGAAGCCCUACGUCCUGCCCGUUCCCUUCCUGAACGUGUUGAACGGCGGUUCUCACGCCGGUGGCCGUCUGGCUUUCCAGGAAUUCAUGAUUGUCCCUUCCAAGGCCCCUACCUUCUCCGAGGCCCUACGCCAAGGUGCUGAGGUCUACCAGAAGCUUAAGGUUCUUGCCAAGAAGAAUUACGGCCAAUCUGCAGGCAACGUCGGUGACGAGGGUGGUGUUGCUCCCGAUAUUCAGACUGCCGUCGAGGCUCUUGACCUCAUUACUGAGGCCAUCGAGCAGGCUGGCUACACAGGCAAGGUAAACAUCGCUCUGGAUGUAGCUUCCAGCGAGUUCUACAAGGAGGAUGUCAAGAAGUACGACCUGGACUUCAAGAACCCUGAUAGCGACCCCACCAAGUGGAUCACCUACGAGGAACUUGCUGCCCUGUACAGCGACCUCGUCAAGAAGUAUCCCAUUGUCAGCAUUGAGGACCCCUUCGCAGAGGACGACUGGGAGGCGUGGAGCUACUUCUACAAGACCCAAGACAUCCAGAUCGUCGCUGACGACCUGACUGUCACCAACCCUAUCCGCAUCAAGAAGGCUAUUGAGCUUAAGGCCGCCAACUCUCUACUCUUAAAGGUCAACCAGAUCGGAACUCUAACCGAGUCCAUCCAGGCUGCUAAGGACUCUUACGCUGACGGAUGGGGUGUGAUGGUUUCUCACCGAUCUGGUGAGACCGAGGAUGUCACCAUUGCCGACAUUGUCGUCGGUAUCCGAGCUGGCCAGAUCAAGACUGGUGCCCCCGCUCGAUCUGAGCGUCUCGCCAAGCUCAACCAGAUCCUCCGCAUCGAGGAAGAACUCGGAGACAACGCCAUCUACGCUGGCGAGAACUUCCGCAAGGCUGUCAACCUAUAAAUAGACAGGAACUCGGAAAUCCCAUACACACAUAAUGCGUUACGAUAGGAAUGACUGGGGGCGGGUGAGCUCGGGUAAAAACGGUCACCUAUUAUUUUAGCUACCUAGUUAGUAAAUUCAAAUGAAAUGUCUGAACAAUUUGGUUCGAGUUCGUCUCGUCUUGGAGU
Molecule: messenger RNA, 2054 nt
Organism: Daldinia loculata
Lineage: Eukaryota; Fungi; Ascomycota; Sordariomycetes; Xylariales; Hypoxylaceae
Product: enolase
Exons: 3
Coding region: 571-1887 (438 amino acids)
Biological process (GO): glycolytic process
Cellular component (GO): phosphopyruvate hydratase complex
Molecular function (GO): magnesium ion binding; phosphopyruvate hydratase activity
Source: RefSeq, a predicted model, not a curated record